AUGCAAGAAAAAUCUCUGAAAGAACUGAGUGAGGAAAGCAAAACCAAGGAGACGGUAACCUACCCACUGGGGAAGUUGGUUGUGAAAGUUGCUAAAGUUGGCCACACAGCAAAAUUCACAGGAAGCAAUGGAGUGCCAGGAAGCAUGCUAAACUUUAGCAUUGCUGAUUCAACAGAUGCAAUGUUGGCUACUCUGAGUGAUGAGACGCAAUUUAACAAAAUAAAGGAAGGAAGAACCCUUCAACUCAGGAACUUUCUGGUGAAAGGAAAGAGAGUAGUGCUUUCAGGGCACUCAAAAGUCAUAAGUGCAUCUGCUCUAGAACUGCCUGAUGGACAAAUUCAAAAGGCAACACUUCUCAUCAUGCCUCCAUCUCCCUCCAAGACGCUGAGGGAAGCCAUGGACUCCCCUCUGCGUGACAUCGUAACUAUUCAGGGCCAGAUAAUUCGGGAUGAAGCAGUUAAGUUUGUUCAAGUUGGGCAAAAGGAGACAAAAAUUCGAACCAUCACCUUAGAAGAACACGGAAACACAAUGGAGGUAACACUCUGGAGGGAUUUGGCAGAAAGCCAGCUUAAAGUGCAAGACUUCGUUGAAAUUUGUCAUUGUGUCGUGUCUGAGUGGCAAAAGAAGAAAUCACUGAACACGACAAGGAACUCUUUAAUCAAGACUGUUGCUCCCCGUGAAGUUGAUGUGACAGGCCAAGUAGAGGCUUUGGCGAUACUUGAACAGGACGUGGAAAUGUGUAUCAGAGACGAGACGAAAGGUUUGAAAGAUGUAAAAUUUGAAUUGGGUUUGCUGAAAUUAGAGUUCAGUUUAAGAGAGGACGAAGGAACUAUGGAAACUGAUGCAGAUCUGGAAGAAUUCUUGAUCACGAAAUUGCCGUUCAAGGUUCAAGUCAAAUUGACUGGAUCAAAUCAUGGUAGAUAUGCCACACACUCAUUUCAGUACGAUAGAUAUGCCAAGUAUUCAUUACAGUAUGGAAGAUAUGCCACACACUCAUUACAGUAUGGUAGAUAUGCCACACACCCAUUACAGCAUGGUAGAUAUGCCACACACCCAUUACAGCAUGGUAGAUAUGCCACGCACUCAUUACAGUAUGGUAGAUAUGCCACGCACUCAUUACUGCAUGAUAGAUAUGCCACACACUCAUUACAGCAUGGUAGAUAUGCCACGCACUCAUUACAGUAUGGUAGAUAUGCCACACACCCAUUACAGUAUGGUAGAUAUGCCACACACUCAUUACAGUAUGGUAGAUAUGCCAUAAACUCAUUACUGCAUGGUAGAUAUGCCACACACUCAUUACAGCAUGGUAGAUAUGCCACGCACUCAUUACAGCAUGGUAGAUAUGCCACACACUCAUUACAGCAUGGUAGAUAUGCCACACACUCAUUACAGCAUGGUAGAUAUGCCACACACUCAUUACAGCAUGGUAGAUAUGCCACACACUCAUUACAGCAUGGUAGAUAUGACACACACUCAUUACAGCAUGGUAGAUAUGCCACGCACUUAUUACAGCAUGGUAGAUAUGCCACACAUCCAUAA
Saccostrea echinata is the source of this 1539-nucleotide messenger RNA. RefSeq lists its product as uncharacterized. Bases 1 to 1539 code for a protein of 512 amino acids. Lineage: Eukaryota; Metazoa; Mollusca; Bivalvia; Ostreida; Ostreidae. The record is from RefSeq and is a predicted model, not a curated record. The transcript has 4 exons.